AUGGACCGCACUCUGCUGCACGUCUGCUUGGCUGCAAUUGCAUGCGUGGUUCCUUUGUCAGCCGCCUCAUCUUCUCGUCCUUCUAUCUUUGCCAAUGGGAAUGAUUCUUUGCUUGACUUUGGCUCAAUGCCUCCGCGUUCUGCUAUGAGAGAGCUGCAGUCACGAGCGGACAAGCCUUUUUAUCUCCGAAUUGCACCUCUUGGGGCGUCGAUCACUAAUGGUUACCUAUCGACGGACGGCAAUGGGUACCGCAAACAUCUCAGAGAUGAGCUUCGACUUGAUGGAUGGCCGGUGAAUAUGGUUGGAAGUAUCAAUACGGGCACUAUGAACGACAAUAACAAUGAGGGUCAUCUAGGCUGGGUUAUUAGUCAAGUGACCGAUGCAGCCCUGCCAAAUAUUGUGCCAGACCAGCCAAAUCUUGUUCUUAUCAAUGUUGGCACGAACAAUGCUGCCCAGAACGUUGGUAUCUCAACCAUAGCCGACGAGUAUAUACAGCUCCUAGAUAAACUCUGGCUCGGAAUACCUGAUGCCACCGUUAUUCUAUCCACCUUACUUGUCAACAAGAAUGCCGACACGAAUGCGAGAGCCAAUAUAAUCAACGACGCGAUCCGAACAACAGUGAUGAGCCAUUAUUCUAGCAAGAAAAUCGUCUUAGCCGAUAUGAACGACGGUUUCAUCACUCUAGCAGACAUGAAUGACGACACGCAUCCUAAUGACUUCGGCUACAAAAAGAUGGCUUCUGUGUGGUGGGCAGCCUUCCAAACAGUCGAGCUCAACGGCUGGUUGACCGCUCCUCCAAAUGUGGGCAUCGCCGACAAUUCAACGACGUCAAGUGAGUAUACGUGUCCCAAAGUCUACGGUGACGGUGAUGGGAACUAUCAGAUCCAAAGAGGAAGCGGCACGGAUGACGGCAAUUAUGUUCAUGCGUCCGAGGACCAAGGCAACGUCUGGUCUUCUCCCUUCGGCGUUAGCCAGGCAGAAACAGACUUUGGCAAGAGUUUCUUCUUUGCACAGCUUGUCAAUGCUGGCGGCAACCCAAAUAGAGGAGGUGAGGUCGAUGAGAUUAUCUGGGCCCAUUUCACGGGUGGAGAAUGGGCGUGGUAUUUUUUCAUCAAUAAUAACAACAACAAUUUUGGGGAUAUGGCUGCUUUCGACCCAGGUUAUAACUGCACUCCGGAGGCAUCGCGGUUUGCUGAUCUUAACAGCAACGGUUUAGACGACUAUCUGUGUAUUGACACAUCAGGCAACCUCUUGGCAUCUCUCAAUACAGGAGGCAAUCCUCCUGUGUUCAAGCCUAUUGGUAUUAUCGGAAAUGCGCCGAGCUUCUGGGCUGAUGGCUACACCGUUGAUCUAGUCCACAUGGCUGACAUUGACGGUGAUGGACGCGCCGAUUGGUGUAUUCUCUUGAAAACUGGUGACAUUGCCUGCCAGAGAAAUGGCGGGCAAGGAGCUGCACCUGUUGCCGCUUAUGGAGGCUUCUGGCAGGCUUUUGACACUGCCGGGGGAGCGUGGACGACUGUCUUCCCAAGCCAGCACAGAGGCAACGCAGCAGGAGUCAACCUAGUUGAUAUCAACGGAGAUUUCAAAUCGGAUUGGCUUUUCAUGGACACAACGGGCAAAGUUGACACCUUUGUCAAUAAUCGCGGUACUGGAAAUGGUAUGAUACCUGACUGGCAAUAUGCAAAUGUAACACACGGCGGGCUGGCAUCGUUAGGUGUCACGGAUGCGAACGGCGUUGUGAAGUUCGGUCGUAUGUACGGGACUGGAAGGCGAGACUAUAUCUGGCUCCAGACAGUUCCUUCUAGUAUUACUGCUGACCGUAUUGUUUUACGUAUCUGGAAGAACAUCGGCGCAGGUGGGACGUAUCUAAAGGGAGACGGCUCUUAUUACUGCGACAUGGAUGGUGACGGGAAAGAUGAUUAUAUCUGGGUUGGACCGAACGGCGAGGUCGAUAUCUACCUUAACGUAGAUAAUCAUCCUUUGUGGGAUAACCACUUAGGUGUUGUCACAUUGGGUGUAACGAGGAAGACCAUCCACAUCGCUGAUCUCGAUGGUGAUGGCAAGUGUGAUUUCUUGUCUGUUGACAAAGCAUCGGGCGCGGUACGCAUGUGGCUCAACAACUUUAAUAGCGUAACCAAGACCUGGAAUUUUGUCGAUUAUGGCAUUGUAUCUGGCAGGGUCCGCUUUGCUGAUCUUACGGGCGAUGGCAGAGCCGACUACCUUUGUAUCGAGAACAACGGGCGCGUCACGGGUUAUCUCAAUCGGGGAAUGUCUUCUUCUGGGAUAAUCACUUUCGAGGACGUAGGUCAGAUCAAACUUGCAACGAACUAUGACCGUCAGAAUAUUCGAUUUAACGACGUCAAUGGUGAUGGAAAAGCAGACCUUCUCUGGAUUAGCAAGUACACAGGAGACACAACAGUCUGGUAUAACGGUGGAGAAAUUCCUACCUCCGGAAGCCACUUUUAA
This is a messenger RNA of Amorphotheca resinae ATCC 22711, 2466 nucleotides long. Its product is annotated as carbohydrate esterase family 3 protein. Gene Ontology annotation, molecular function: phosphatidylcholine lysophospholipase A1 activity. The transcript has 7 exons. The record is from RefSeq and is a predicted model, not a curated record. The coding region runs from base 1 to 2466 and encodes 821 amino acids. Lineage: Eukaryota; Fungi; Ascomycota; Leotiomycetes; Helotiales; Amorphothecaceae.